CUACAUAUUACGUGCAAUCAUAAAUAUUUUCUUCGACUCCAUCUGAGUAAAUAAAUUCCAACAAAAUUAUAACUACGAAAAUCCUCAAGACACAUCCAAAACCUCAACCCCCAAGAACAUCAACCUCCGCUCCUCACCUGUCAUCCCUCACCUCUGUCCCCCACUUCUGAGUCUCUUUAGCAAUAUCUAUUACACAUGUACCAACACCCAGAAUUAUUUAUCAUCAUCAUCAUAUCAGCCCUUUAUCGCCCACUGCUGAGCAUAGGCCUCUCUUCCAGUACGCCACUUGUCCCUGUCCUGAGCUAAUCUCAUCCAAAAGUGACCCGCAAUCUUCCGAAUGUCGUCCACCCAAUGAGCCAACGGACGCUAGGGGCUUCUUUCAUCCGAAACCGGCCACCAUUCCGUUAACAUUUUAGUCCACCUGCCAUCACUGUCCGCCCAACUCCAUUUUACUUUGGUAAUGACGCAACCCACGUCUAGCACCUUGGUGCGACGACAGAUCUCGAGAUUCCUUACUCGAUCUUGAAGCUUGAUACCGAGCAUGGCGCGCUCCAUGGCUCUCUGUGCUACACGAAUUUUAUGCACAGCCUCCUUGGUGAGCGUCCAUGGCUCGGCACCGUAGGUCAUGGUGGACAGGACACAUUGGUUGAAGAGGCAAGUUUUCAGGCAUUGGCAGAAUUAUUACAUUCAGUUAGUUAUGGUCUUUAUCAUCAGGUAAAGUUAUUCAUGAAAUUUGUGGUUUUCGAAAAGAAAUGCUCGACUUGCUUAAGAAAGCACCCCAAUCACCAUAUAGUAUAAUAUUUUCGAUGUUUAUCAGUACCACCAGUUUGGAAAUACCUACAGCUCUCACCUGAAUUACAAUCCUUAUUAUAAUGCUCAAGUAAGCAUGAUGCGUUCAAAUUAAUUACUGAUAAAAUAACAAAUGGGAAAGAGUGGCGUGCAAUGGCGUGCGUAGCUUUUCAUCGCCGGAACAAAGUCGGCGCAACAAGUGCCGAGAGUGGCGGCCGAGCCAAGCCGAAGACGAGAUACUAUUUAGAACGGUCCUCCGAAAUAGUGCUUACACCUGCAUCUCACCCCGUCUGAAACACUUACACCAAUACUUACACUUUUUUAGUUCAUGAAGCAUAGACUCUCUGGCGCAUCUCCUGUUCUGCUAACAAUCCGUUUGUAAGAGUUUUAUUUACUUUUCUUUAGUUUAAAAGAGAAUGACAGAAUGAGAAUAGCGCGGGAAGGCGCGUGCGCGAGCGAAGGAAACAGAGAAGCGGGACAGGCGACAGUGCCACUCGCUCCAACCAAUCGAUUAGUCGCAUAACGAUAGCUGCUUCUUAAAUGCAGAUGUGUCGUGUAGAGCAACGUCAGUCGGUACGCGGCAGGCGCUCGGAGCAGCCGGCCGCCCACUCCGCCGCGCGUACCACGCCGGGAGCCUUUGUAAUGACUCUUACGUCCAACGGUGUGAAACGGCUAACGCACACGCUGUCACCGGUACAUUGAACUGAUAUGCUCUAUUUGCACGAUUUAAUUUAAAUAUAUUUUUUUUCGCAACUUUGUAACUGAUAUUAUUUUGUUUAUACUCUCACAAACUAUGAACUGGCCGACCCACCAGUGAGAAAGAAUUUGUGAAGUGAACAAAGAAAGGAUUGCGCUCUAAAAGAAAUGGAGCACCUACAAUAAUAAUUCCUGAUGUAGACGGUGCAUUGCCAUGGAUCACUGGGUGACGGCGGCUAGCGCCCUGCUAGCGUUCCUCCUGUACUACAACACAUUAGAUGCUGGAUUUGUCUAUGACGACAGACGGGCGAUCCUCUCCAAUCCGGACGUCAUCGGACACACACCGCUAAAGGCACUAUUUGAAAACGAUUUCUGGGGAACACCGCUCACAGACCCAGGUUCACACGGUUCAUAUAGGCCGCUGUGCGUCGCUACAUAUCGGCUCAACUACGCUUUUAGUGGAUUCAAGCCAUGGAGUUUUCAUUUUCUAAACGUAGUUUUUCACUGCAUAGCGACAGCGCUCGUUGUUCUUUUGGCCCGCCGAUUGAUGCCCAGUUCCUGCAUACGAGUGGGUGCGGCAGUCGCUGGGCUCACCUUCGCAGCCCAUCCAAUACACACAGAAGCAGUGGCAGGAGUCGUAGGCCGAGCGGAUUUGGCAGCAUGCAAUUUGUUUCUCAUAAGCUUCUUACUGUACAGCGAGCACAUCCGAUUACGUGAACAACGCCAUAAACGAUUAUGCAGACAUAUCUUAAAAAAUAAUUUAAUGCGAAGAUCGAGCUCUAGCAACGAUCAGCCGUUUCGACUAAGUUGCCAUAGCUUGGUCCAGCAUGUCAUGAUGAACUUUCGUCGAUUAUUGAAAUGUGGCAAAGCGGGCCCUAUGAAAGUGUUAAAUGCCUGGGAAGCGAAGUCCGAGGCAGUGAGACUGAAGUGUCAGUACAGUGGCAGUGUUAGUGAGGACUCUGGUGAACUGUGGCAGUGGGUGACCCUAGCUGGAACUCUUUUGUUUGCCGCGGCUGCUACAUUAUGCAAAGAGCCCGCCAUCAUGGUCUUGCCUCUUUGUAUAUUUUACGACUUUUUGAAAGGGAAUCGCCCAGAAGAUAUCUACGCUAAGCAACGAUGGCGAAGCGUGUGUGCACUGGGGAUGGGGGGAGUGGCCUUGCUGUACUGGCGGCUGCGGCUGACAGGGGCACCUACGGCUUUCGCCGCCGCCGAUAAUCCGGCCUCCCGCGAUCCUUCGUUCCUCACCAGGACAUACACAUUCGCCUAUCUUCCAGUCUUCAACUUCUUCCUCCUUUUGUACCCGUUUCAUCUCAGUUUUGAUUGGUCUAUGGACGCCAUACCACGAAUAACGACUCUUUUUGAUCAACGAAAUAUUUCUACCAUAAUUUUCUAUGCAAUUAUCUCUAAAGUUACGUGGCGGGCGAUAGUCACCGAAUUUAAGAAACGUCAAGAAAAUUCUUAUAAAGAAGUAAAGUAUUAUAAGAAACAGAAUUGUAAAAAUAAGCACAAAUGGAAUUACAAUUGCAAACAGUACAAUAGACAGGAACCUAUAGACAGAAAGAAUUACCAUGCACCUCACAAAGAAAACUCGAUUAAGCGGCAAUUGUGCCCUUGCAAUGGCUGUAAGCAUACGUUGACGGAAGAACACACCAGUGCAUGCCGGGCCAUCAAUAACAACAACACAAUGAUGCAUCACUCCGCCUGCGUGUGCCCGAUGGGACACAAUAAGACGAAGGUGCAGCCGGUGCAUAGACAGGUUUAUCGCAGCCCUCAAGUGGCAAUGCUCAUGUCUAUAGCGUUAAUGGGUCUGCCGUUCAUUCCGGCCAGCAAUGUCCUAUUCUACGUCGGAUUUGUGGUUGCGGAACGAGUAUUGUAUAUACCAAGUGUUGGAUUCUGUUUAUUACUUGGCUUGGGAGCUGGUGCUUUGACCCGUAGUUGGCACAAAAGUGAUGCUAAAAGCAGAAUUUUUAUGCUUACUCUGUUAUUGGUGUUGUCGGCCAUGUGUGGAUCUACGUUAAGAAGAAACCUUGAUUGGCAUGACGAAGAGAGCCUUUUUAAAAGUGCGCUCCAUAUAAAUCCACCAAAAGCAUACGGCAACCUCGGCAGCGUGCUGAGUGCGCAGGGUCGGGUUGCGGAAGCGGAAAUCGCGUUCGAGAGGGCGCUCAAGCACAGACCUAAUAUGGCCGACGUUCAUUACAAUUUAGGAAUUAUACUGCAAAACCAAAGAAGAUACGGAGAAGCUAUAAAGAGUUUUGAAAAAGCAAUCAACUUCCGACCUUCCAUGGCUUUGGCAUACGUAAAUCUCGGGGCAUCGCUGAUGGCGGAUGGGCGCCUCGCCGAAGCGGCCAGCGCGCUUCGCGCCGGAGCCCGCGCUAACGGCGUGCGCGUGCGUGAUCGGCGCGAGCAUGACGCCGCCCGCGUCUCGGCCCUUGUGCAGCUAGCGGCGCUCCACUCGCAAAGGGGGCACUGGCACAAAGCGCUGUCAGCGUAUAAGGAGGCCCUACAGAUACUUCCGACUAGUAACGUUCCCGUUGUAGGCUGGACGAGACAUAACCUGUUGUCCAUGGUCGGCGAAGUGCACAUGCAGCUGCAGCAGUGGGCGCAGGCAGAGCACAGCUUGCUGUCCGCGCACGUCGCGUCGCCGCACCACGUGGGCACACACGUCGCUUUGGCGAGAAUACUUGCUAGGAAUGCUACUCGGAGUGUGGAAGCGGAAAUGUGGUUUAACAAGGCUCUACUUCUGGCACCAAAUGACCCGUCAAUACGAGACCAAUUUGGGAUGUUUCUAAGAUCACAAAGGCGAGUGAGAGAAGCCGCUGAGCAGCACGUUUUGGCAGCGCGCCUGGCUCCGACGGACGGCGUGCGUGCGGCAACGGCGGCGCGCGCGCUGCGAGACGCGCGCCGCUGUCGCUCCGCCGAGCGGUGGUAUGCGAAAGCUGUGCAGUUAAAACCUGAGGAUGCAGAGUUCCAUUCAAAUUUUGGCGCAAUAUUACACUUAAACGGGAAAUAUGCGGCCGCCGCAACAUCGUACCGUCGAGCCCUGCAGCUGCAGCCUAAUGACGAAAUCACCAUCACGAACCUCAAGCGAGUCAGAGCACUUAUGAGUAAUCAGCGCAGAAAAUAAGAAUAAGUGUGGAUAAAACAACACAUCAGGUAGUUUAGUGUUUGUCAAUUGCCAAAAUAUACAUCGAUAGAGUUACAGAUUCUUCAUUUUUUCUGAUAUGAUUCGAUUAUUUACGGAUUUAGAAAUAAUUAAUUACCUAUUUUAAGUUACGGUUAUGUGUUAGGUACACAUUUCCAUUGUAUGUAAAUAAAACAAUAGUUUCCAGGUAACAAGUAGUUAGGAAUACGAAUAAUAAUACAAAUAUUUGUUACAUUAAUGAUAGGUCAGUAUGAAAUUAUUGCGAUUUGAUUAAUUAUAGGUGGUAUUGUCUGAUCGUAUCAAUAAAUUAUUACGUUGUUAGUUUUCCGCAAAGCUCAAAGGAACGAGUAGCCCGAGCGUUUAGCGGUUUGAACUUUUGGCAGAUGAAUUAAACACGCACCCAUAAUAAUUCAAAUAUUGCGAAAUAUGCGGAUAUUGGGCGGUGAACCGAUUUUAUUUACAUUUUUAAGUGCUCGUAAGGCCUACAGAAAUACUUAGGUAAUGGAAUUGAUCUUAUCACUUUCAGACAUGGCGUUAUUUUGUUAAAAAUAAUGAUUACAUACGCACAUAACAACUCAGGCAGCUCAAUAUACAUAGAGAUAUGUCUACAAAAACCGGACAAGACCGAGUUAGAAUACGAGGGUUUCCUAGAAAUUUAACUUAUUUUUCUUUGCAAAUUUAUAGUUUUGAGAUUUUUUCCUGUACUUGUAGUGUUACCUACUUGUCAAAUUUCAUAGUUUGUUAUAGAUCAACGGGGAGUACCGUAUAAAGUUUGAUUCCCUUGACAAUGUCGAAAUGUACCUUUAUUGCGGCAUAAACGGCAGUAUCUUUUUUUACGUUAACUUUGAAGCUUGAUUUUUUCACAGCUUCAAGAGACUGUAGACCUGCGUAUACGAGUAUGGGUUUACAUUCAACUCGAUACCUCUACGCGUUCCCGAGAUAAGGGGCCUUGACAGACAGACAGACGGAGGGACGGACGGACGGAUGGACGAACGGACGGACGGACAACAAAGUAAUCCUAUAAAGGUUCCGUUUCUUCAUUUUGGGGCACGGAACCCUAAACAUAGUACGAAAUGUUGAUUUCACUCAUUGAGUCGGCCCUAUAAAAUUACCGUUUAGCAUCUCUAUUUGAUUGUUUAAUAUAAUUGAUUACUAUUAUAAAUAUAACAAACGCACAAGUAACUCUGUUUGUUAGGUUUUCUUAAACCGGUUUACACAAAUAAAUGAAAUUUGGUAUGAAGACUAAUUGUCUCCAUGAAUCUCCGGAUAGGACCAAAGAUAGUUUUUAUCACAAAAUCUUCCCUAAGGUGAAAAGGAGGGUGGAGUAUCUAUGGAUGAAGGAUAUGAAAAUACUAAUCCUCGGCAGAUGGAGUCGCGGGUUGAAAUUGUGUCUUUUACGACCAUUUUUUUUUUCAAAUUGUUAUAUCACCUAUAUUUUGGAUGACCUUAUCUCAAAUCCAGAAUUUAAAAAAAAUACAAGUUUUGCGAAUCAGUCUUUAAUAAAGAACGACGCAAUUGUGUAAUCCGUUACUUAUUAUACGAAAUAAAGGCACUUUUUUUAAUCAGCUCCUUUCACAUGUUUAAGUUAACAUAUUUAUAUAAAAAUAAACUGUAAAUAUAAGUCUGACAUGAUUAUUCAAGUCCAAAGAUGACUCGGUUCUAAAAUUAUAAUCUAUCAUUCUUAAUCCAAAAAUGUUGUCACUACUCGUACCUACUUAAAUUAAAUAUCAUAUACGCCAUAAAAUAUUGUUCACUGUCCAGCGGUCCUAAGCUGGUUGCGCUUUUUCAGCUCGUGUAAUCCACGAUGACGCACAGAUUUGUCAAAUUUAACCUUUAAUAACAUGACAAUAUGAGUCAAGGCAAGCGUCUUCGUGAAUGACGCGAUCUAUAAGUGCAGUCAUCCCAUCCUAACUGGGAGCUUCACUCAUCAAAAUAAUACAGUGACGUGCCAACACAUGGCUCAGAAGUGGUCAUAUUUAUGGUUGGUAACCACGUUUCUUUAAUAUGUCACAUCAGGUAUCCCCUAGCUUGAAAUUCCACAAAACGAACUACUCAACUUUUUUAUAUUUAUUUACAACGGUCUUUCUCUAAAAAUAUAUCUGUGGUCUAAUUGCCGUGACCCAUACAAAAUGUAUGAAAAGAGUCGUGGGAAAUAGAUGCAGUCACAGAUAUAUGUACCUAUUCUCAGAGAAUGGCCCGCAACUAUAAUUGAUAUUGUAUUGUAAUUGGCUAAGGAAUAUUGUUUUUUUUUCUUAAUAUAUUAUUGCAUUAAUUUUAUGCAUCCCCUUUUAUUGUGAUUUCAUACAAAUCUGUGUAUAUUAAAGGUCUACGUUACAAAGUAAAAUAAGUAGAUAGUCACAAAAUGUACAUAGAAUUUAAUCAUAACAAUUUUAUACAAAUGCAUAUAAGUCUAUUAUUGUUGAUAAUUCCUAUAUACCUACCUGAUUUUAAUACUAAAUCAUUGCUGUUGCAUUUUUAUAAAUUAGUUAUUUAUGAUUACUGUUUAGCGUCUUCCAUCUAAUUUUGAAAGUUGACUAUUGCUUCUAAUUCUUGGAAUUUGUAAAUAAAAAAAGAAAUGUAAAAAUACCUGUAAAGUUUGAAUUAUAGCCGACUUAAGAGGAGAUUUUUUUGUUUUUACAUAUAAGCUUAUGUUGUAUCUACGUAUUAUAUGAGAUUGCUAUAUUGUUUUAUUAAUAAUUCACAUGCUGAGUGCCUAUGAGCUUGAGGGUUUUUUAAUGAAAGAAUCGUCCUUACUCUUCACAUUAAACUUUUUUAUAUGCCAAAUAUAUUGUUCUCAAAUUUAGUUUUAGCAAUGGUAAAAAUUCCACUCUAAUCAUUAUAAAAUAUUUAUUAAUGCUUAUGUUGAAUGCUUGUUAAUCAAUUACAUUACACAAAACCGGCUAAACUAUUUACUGUCGGAAGUAUAGGGGCAACAAUAACGCGUUAACAUGUGAACUAAAUCGCCAAGUAUAAAACAAAAGACGCCUGAGUACCCAUCCCUGUCUCAAUAGAUGUAAUUUUUAAACGUAAGUCAUCGAAAGAUAUCAGUGUUAUUGUAAUGUAUUGGGCAAUAGAUAGUGCUCACCAAGUUACUAUAGUCAGUGUAAGAAUUGAUAUUUGACCUUUAUGAAUUUAUUCUUAUAAAUUUCAAGCUAAGACCUACCGACCGUUUAACUGGUAGCCUUAGCUUUGUUUAAAUGUAAUGGUCAGUUUUAACUGUCAAAUAUCAACUCUUACAUUACGCUGACUUGAGUUCAAUCAAUGCUCGCAUUUAAAGCUCUUAGCUCAUAGGCUUUAUACGGGUAAGUUAAUUUAUUUUCUUAAAUUAUAAAGUUAAGUAGGUACAUUCAGCAGUGUUUAUUUGUAUUUAAUUUUGCUACGCUGUGUAUCGAAAUUAUUAACAUGCAAAUAAUUGCGUCAAUUAUUAUAACGAAUGCUCCAUCACUAAUUAUUGUGUUAUUCAUACAGGCGUUAUUAACAUAUUGGCUGCCUGUUUCAUUUAAAUGGUGUUGUUAGGAAGGUUCCUUUGUAAGAAGUCAUUAAUGUUAGUAAGUGCUAUCAUAAAUGUCAGUAAAGAUCUGGUUUCUCAUCUAAUGUGAAGUUAAUACAUAUCUAAAGUCUGGUUUUGUAUAUAUACUUACCUACAUUUUUUCUGUUUUUAUUAUAAUGUAUAGUAAGAAAUGUAUUAUAUUACGGUCAUUGUAUAUAACAUAGUUUUAACCGAUGAAAUCGCUUAUUCGCAUUGAUAAAUUAGAUAUUCCAUAUGACAGUUGUUUAUUUUAUUAUGUUUGUACACUUGUGACAAUAAAUGUAUGUUAUUACGCUUUAUAAUUAAACUUAGAUGACACGCUACAAUUUAUAAUUUUUAUUUCAAAAACACAACGCCAUACCAAAAUUGAUUCUCUAUAAAUUAAAUAAUCGUCGAUAUAAAUUUAAAAAUAUUUUUUUUCUUUUUUAAAUGAUUUAUUAUUAACCAUCAUUAUAAAUAAUGUAAAUGUAAUAUUUAUUAAGUUGCAGCUGCACCAAGUUACAUAAAUAAAUGUAAGACGCAAUUACUUAUAAACUGGGUUCUGUAAACCAUGCCCUUUGGCUUAACUCAGGAAAAUGCCAUCACGACCAAAGUCAAAUGGUAUCAAGCAGAUGGUGGAGAACUCGUAAAAGAUAACGUGGCGCAAGAUCGUUAAAUAUAAUUUUAUUUUAUUUCUUCGCAGAUGAUCCGAGUAAUUUCUAAGCUUUUAUAAGAAAAAGGAAAUUUUGCAGAUAUACUGUAGCUGCUUCUGCUAACUUACAUUUAACCUUAUAAUUUGAUUUUUUUCAACAGGAUUUGCAAUAAACUUCAGUUAUUCAACUUUUGCACGCGGUUCCCAUUGAGCGAUAAUCCUACUUACAUAGUCGUCGCUCAUGCACUUUCCAGCAUAAAAUAGUCCGUUUAUACGCGUUUAUAUUAAGUGUCAUGACGAUCGCCAGCAGCAAAAGGUGAAGCAUAACACUCAUAUUAUUAUCUAAUUUCACAAACCUUACUUUUCCAAAACGAAGUUAUAAAAACAUAACGGAUACGCUACAAGGAGUUAAUAAGAAAAAGAAGGCGAUAGGUAGAUAGGUAGUUAUAGUUAUUUGAAGAAAGGCCUACGAUUUCCAAUCAUUAUCAAACACUUAUACAGGUUCGCUUUUAUCAGUGAUUAAUAGGAGAUGAUGUAAUAAAGUAUUAGGUACAGUAGGUUAUAUGAAAGAAGUAAAAUAUGGUAAGUGCGUGAAGAGCGAUUUAUCACAAAACUGUUUCUGAUUAUGUACCUAUGUCUUAGGACCUCCGCUAUCGCCGUGUAUCGUGGACAUCAUACCUGUAAUACUUUUUUAUGCUCGAAAUGGAAAUACUUAACUAUUACCUAGUAACUUCCUAAGAAUGAACCUAAAAUAGAUUACAUAAUAUAAUAAAUAGGUACUCAAGCAGCUUAGGAGUCCGCAGCAAGCUCGGCCGAAUUUCACCUCAUACAAAUGGAGUUUCGUUCUCAUUCUAAAACUAUUAUGUAUUGGAUUGUAAUGAAACUUUGCACAUACUGUGACAUGAAGUAUAUCUAAGCCUGUAAUUAGUACAUAUAUCUCCAACGAAAUAGAGCAAAAACAAGUUUUGUAUGAUUAACUUAAAUUCACUGCAUAGCCAAACCUCACCUACUUCUAUUGCUUCACCUUAUCCUAUUGUAAGUACAAAGUUUCAGAACCAUCUAACCAGUCGUUUUAAAAUGAGAUCAUAAUUACGUUUAUAUGGAGAACCGAGCUUGCUGCAGACUCUUAAGACGUAAGUAAAAAAAAGGGAAUCUAUGUUUUCACAAUUGUUUCUAAUUUUCAAUUUUACAAACCUUUAGUUUCUUCAUCUAGCGAAUUGAUUUUUAAUUUUUUUUUACGAGUAUAGUUGUUGGAUAAAUAAGAUGACACUUAUAUAGUAUACGUUUUAUGUUGGAUUCUAGUUAUUUUUUACAAACAUUCAAUGACAGUAAACUAAACAAUAAGAGUUAAGGAGAAAUAUAACGCAUGAGGCAUUUCUAAUACAACUAUUAGCAUACCUAAGUUAAUAUAUACAUAAGGCAAUGUUUUUCUAACGAAGUAUUUUUGCUUUUUACUAUGUGUACCUAUUUUUACUUCGAAUUUUAUAGCAUCAUAUUUUCAUAUCAUUAUAAGAUGUAUUGCUGUAUGUCGAAUUUAUUGUAUUAAACAUAUAUUUAUUCGUGAAUAAUCUACCUUAUCUGACAUAACAGUAACUCGUCGUACCUAAUAACGGUAGGUAGAAAUAAGAUGAGAAAUUUGAGGAAUUGUAAUGUAAUCAAUAUUGUUUUUAUUAACUAGUAUUUAUGGCGUUAUGCAAGUAAAACUGCAAAUUCCCAAAGUGAUAACAUGUUGAUAAUUUUGUAAAUAAAAGCUUCAAUAUUUUA
Molecule: messenger RNA, 10551 nt
Organism: Cydia pomonella (codling moth)
Lineage: Eukaryota; Metazoa; Arthropoda; Insecta; Lepidoptera; Tortricidae
Gene: Tmtc2
Product: protein O-mannosyl-transferase TMTC2
Exons: 11
Coding region: 1700-4609 (969 amino acids)
Biological process (GO): protein O-linked glycosylation via mannose
Cellular component (GO): endoplasmic reticulum membrane
Molecular function (GO): mannosyltransferase activity; protein binding
Source: RefSeq, a predicted model, not a curated record